AUGAAGACUACCCUUCUUGUGGCCGCUGCGGCCCUGGCCUCCGGCGUGAGCGCCCGUCAGAACCAUGCUGCUCGUCGUCACAACCACGAGGCCUUCCACAUGGAGAAGAGAGGAUUGAUGAACACGGGACUCUUGAGCACCGGCGCACCGGCGGCUGAGACGUGCGGCUGCACCACGAUCUACACCACAAUCACUGGAGAGGGAAGCCUCUGGUUCCCACCUCCCCCAGCUACCACCGCACCUCCCCCACCACCACCAUCCUCCGCGGCGCCUGUCCCUUCGCCAACACCCACCUCGACCGAUACCGUUGUCGUCGUGACCGUCCCAGUGGUCCCAACCCCAUUCUCAACCACAUGCCCAACCCCAGGCGUGUACACGAUCCCAGCAACCACGAUCACUCUGACCGAGACCAAGACCAUCCCAGAGGCGACCACCACCGCAACCUACCCACCCGGUACCUACACCCAACCCCAGGUUGUGACCACCAUCACCGAGACCAACUACGUCGUUGUGUGCCCAUACACCUCUUCCCAGGCCCCAGCCCCUACUAGCAAGGCUGCCCCAGCCCCAGCUCCAGUCCCCGUCACCACCGCCGUCCCUGCCCCAAGCAAGUCAGCCAGCCCACCUUCCACCGGCGGGCUCGGGUCCUCAGGAAAGCAAUGGGCCAUCACCUACUCCCCAUACACCGAGGGAGGUGAGUGCAAGGCUGCAAAUGACGUUGCCGAGGAUAUCAAGAAGGUCGCCGCGGCCGGGUUCACCACCGUUCGUGUCUACAGCAGCGACUGCUCUGGUCUCCAGAACAUUGGAAAUGCAUGCGAGGCCCACGGACUCAAGAUGAUUCUUGGUGUCUUCAUUAGCAACACCGGAAUCGCCGGUGCCCAACAGCAAGUCACCGACAUCAUCGCCUGGGGCAAGUUCAGCAUGGUCGAGCUCAUCGUCGUCGGUAACGAGGCCAUCUUCCAGGGACACGCCUCUGCCACCGAUCUCGCCGUCUUUAUCUCUGCCUGCAAGUCUAAGUUCCAAGCCGCUGGGUACAACGGACCCUGCACCACCACUGAGCCCCUCAGCACCUGGCAAGCAAACAAGGGCGCCCUUUGCGGUGCCGUCGAUGUCGUCGGAGCUAACAUCCACGCUUUCUUCAACCCAGAUACCCCAGCUGAGAAGGCCGGUACUUUCGUCAAGGGCCAACUCGACAUCGUCGACCAGCUCUGCCCAGGCAAGUCCGGUAUCAACUUGGAGUGCGGAUGGCCCUCGGCCGGAAGCUGCAAUGGCGCCGCCUGCCCCGGUAAGGAGGCCCAGGCCGUUGCCAUCAAGAGCAUCACCGAGGCCUGCGGAGGUCAGAGUGUCAUGUUCUCCUUCACCAACGACCCAUGGAAGCAACCGGGUGAGUUCGGCUGCGAGCAAUACUGGGGUGUUAUCCAACUCUUCACAUAA
Venustampulla echinocandica is the source of this 1434-nucleotide messenger RNA. Its product is annotated as Glycoside hydrolase. Gene Ontology annotation, cellular component: extracellular region; cell surface; fungal-type cell wall. Lineage: Eukaryota; Fungi; Ascomycota; Leotiomycetes; Helotiales; Pleuroascaceae. The coding region runs from base 1 to 1434 and encodes 477 amino acids. Gene Ontology annotation, molecular function: 1,3-beta-glucanosyltransferase activity; glucan endo-1,3-beta-D-glucosidase activity. Gene Ontology annotation, biological process: cell wall organization. The transcript is spliced from 2 exons. The record is from RefSeq and is a predicted model, not a curated record.